Molecule: messenger RNA, 13023 nt
Organism: Nomascus leucogenys (northern white-cheeked gibbon)
Lineage: Eukaryota; Metazoa; Chordata; Mammalia; Primates; Hylobatidae
Gene: CHD2
Product: chromodomain helicase DNA binding protein 2
Exons: 42
Coding region: 4242-9728 (1828 amino acids)
Biological process (GO): nucleosome organization; regulation of transcription by RNA polymerase II
Cellular component (GO): nucleus; chromatin
Molecular function (GO): ATP binding; ATP hydrolysis activity; histone binding
Source: RefSeq, a predicted model, not a curated record
GGGAGCGGGCUGGAGCGCGGCGGAGCUCCUGCUGCCGCCGCGGCCGCUGCCGCCGCAGCGAAGAGGCCAUGUUGUGUGGUGUGUGGGGCGGGGGGAGGAGGAGGAGGGAGUAAAGCCUAGAGAGGAGACGGGAGAGAGACACCACACACACGGCACAAGAUGGCCGGAGAGGCAGCAGCACCCCGAGCUGUCAGGCGUUCCGCCGCGGCCGCGAGGCCCGCCGGCCGGCGGGGAGCUACGCCCGGACGGCCAGCGGGCCCGCGGGAGUGGGGCGGCCGCGGCUGAGGCGAGGCGGGCCGCGCGCUUCGGCGUCAGAGCCCGCGGCAGAGGCGCCCAGGGCGGCCGGGCCCACGACGCCGAAAGCGCCGCUGCGGUUGCCGCCUCGGAGGCUCCCCCGGGCCCCGGCGGCUGGAACCGGCGCGGGCGGGAGGCUCGGGCGGGCGGUACGGCCCGGGACUCGGGUUUGGGCGACCAGGAGGUGCCGGUGGCCGCGCUCGGAUCCGGUGACUUAAGAGAUUAAAAAUUAAUUUGGUUGCUGAUGGUUCUGAACAAAUAAGAGUUCUUUUAUUUGAGGUAUGCCAUUUUGAAGACUGAGACAUUGGAGAUUUAUCCGAGAGGAUAAAGGAAAUCUUUGGGAAAGUCAGUAUUUUAUAUAGCAAAAAUACGAACCUCAAACUGAAUCCUCUAAAGGCCCCAUACAAUGAAGUAGACAUUGGUGGAAGCAUUUACACCCAGUCAGCUUGAAGAGUUUCAAAUGGACCCUACCACUGAGAAAUCAAGAUGGCAGCCUACUAUGGGGAAUUGAGGAAAAUGGAUUAAUACAAGAGUCCUGUGAUAAUAUACAACCAAGACAGGGUUCUUUUAACAUGGAAUCCAUGCAGUGAAUGAAGACAUAGGUUUCUUACCCAACACAAAUGGACAGUGGAUUUGACUUUCUAAAGACUUUUUUUUGUGGACAUUUUGACAUUUGGAGAAGAAAGAUGGCACACUAACCCAGAUAAUAGUUUUUAUGCCUGGAAUUUUUUGCAGUUUGAUUUGUAUGAGUAUGACCUCUUGAAAUGUUAACUUUUAAUAAAAUUUAUAACACUUAAAAAUUUCUCAGUUUGGGUUUUUUUUUUUUUAAGUGGAAGUUUCAUUCAAUGUUUAGUUUUAUUUUAGUAAUACUUUGGCCUUUGUAGUUGCCGAGUGGUAAAGUGUACUGAAUAUGAAUAAAGCUGGUAAAUUGGAAAUGGUGUAAUCGAAAACAUUUUACUUGGUUUAUGAAGAUUUAUCAUUUUUCACAAAGUUGUGCUCUUAGAUGGUCAUUUGGUUUAAAUACUGUUUGUGCUUUCAUGAAACACCUUUCAAAACAACUCAAUGGGUAAUAAUAGAAUCUGAUUUUAAUCUGCCACAAGAUUUUAAUGAACUUGAAACAAACUGCUUGUUGCUCCAAAAUUCAGGAUGAGUGAUACACAUAUACUUCUGAGUUAUUUUGUGUUGACUGAAAUGGUUUCUUAAGCUUUUUAAUACUAUAAAUACAUCUUGCUAUAGAAUAUUCAUCUGAAUAUUUAAAUUGAUGUCUCCUAUUGUCUUACUAUUAGAGGAAGAAGUGUUGAAUUUAUGGGUUAGGGUCCUUGGAGUAUUCACAAUUUUUUAAAUUCGAAAUUAUGUGUGUAAUCCAUUUUAUAUAACUUUGAAGUAGGAUUAAUAUCUUGUAUUGUCUUUAUUUUGUACAAUUGGGAAUUUAAAAUAAAUGAAUUGCACCCUGCCAUAGAUUACUUAUGUUUGAUUUUUAAAUGCCAGGUUUUCAUUUAUUACUAAUCAACUGAUACCAGUUUUGGUAACUAUUACAAAGGUGGUAGGCAUUAUUUUGGUAGACAAAAUGAGUUCUUGAUUCUGUUUUCCCAUUUUACAUGAGAAGAAUAAAUAGUUCAGGUUAAAUUGUUUUGUGUUAAUCAUACUGUUUGUGAUUCAUGUCAAAUACUGCAGCAUACACAUCCAUGGUUAAUAGAUGUGCACCAUUUGUUAUUGACUGAUGUGAGGUGGUUGGUCUUUGUCAAGUUCAAAAAUGGAAUUUUGGAUUUUGAUCUUGGUACAAAAUUUAUCUUUGUGUGUAGGGUAUGGAAUUGAAACAGUUUGGAUUAUGGAUUUUACCUAGAUUGGACGUUGUUGCUUUUGUUUGGUGUAAAUCUAAAGUGGAUUUCUUCAGUGAGGGAGGGACAUGGUUCUGGCAGAUUAUGUUGAAUAAGGAAAGGUGAUUGGAUUUUUUUGGGUGUGUGAAUAUGCUUGUCUGAAUGGAGUGCUUGGUAGGAUAUUGUUUUUGGAAUUAGUAAUUCGUUUCUGUGGAUCUCAUGGUUUUGAUAUUUAGGAGAAUUUGCUUUGUGACAUUACUUUGAUAAUUUGCAAUCACGUAUGUCCUAUUGUUAAUAACAUUGUUGAAAUGGGUGUAUACUUACUUGAUUUGAAAUAUAAGGGAAGUGUUGGGAUAUGUGUUUUCUGUUGGAUUUGGACGUGGAGUUUCUUGGGUUACUGAUUGAAAGGUGAUCGUGGUUGGACCAUACUCUUGAAUUUUUGCCUGAAUCAGUGUGGGAAGUAAAUAUAUUGUGAUUAUGAGAAGUUUCUUUGGAGGGAGGAGUGUAAUAUUUUCAAGGUUAUAUAAUGGGUUAAAGAAUUUUGUGAAAGAACAAAGAAAAAUGGAUAUUCUUGAAUAAAAAUUGGUUGCAUUAACUUUUGCUCCAAUGCAACUUGAACACUAGGGAGGCGCUCUUGAGUUGUAAAAAUUACCCCUUUCUUCCAGUUGAGAUGGAAAAUUCCCCCUUAAAUUUUGUCUUUAGAUUAUUUUUAGGCAUCAUAAAGAAGGAAAAACUUGAAUUUAGUUUAUGAAAUUAAGGUUUUACUUUUAUUUAGCAAUCAUUUCACCCAUUGGGGGAUUAAUUUUUAAAAAGAUUAGUACUUAGCUGAGCUUUAGAUUCUCUAAGAAUUAUCCCUUUUUCAAAAUGGCUUUAUAAAACACCACUUCCUGUCCAGGGAGGAAGUUAUUUUAGCUCAAGGACUGAAAUAUUUAGCAGAUCUUUAGACAAAAGGAACAAAUUACAUUUCUCUCUGGCUUAAAAAGGGUGCUUGAGCCAGAGGGGGUUAAGAAGCCCUCCCCCCUCCCCCUGUUGGGGUGGUCUGGAGGGGCAGGGAGGUGUGGGGGUGGGGGUCCUUAGGCUCCCUGGGAUGGAGGAUCUCUCUCUCUCUCUCUUUUUUUUUUUUUUUUUUUUUGGUGGAGAUGAAGGGGUGGGUCUAUGGUACAUCACCUGAGUUGUGGGGUAAAUGUAGAGAGUGUCAAUCAAAGGCAGAGCUCUCAGAGCUGGGAAGGAGGCUCUAGAUGGCGGCUGUGCCUUAGAGAGAGCGCGCUCUGCUCCCUGCCUUUGCCUCACUUUACGCAACUUUCCCUAACUUUCGGGCAGCCUCAGGGGGCCCCCGUAGCCCCCUGUCUUUCCUAGGGACUUACUGGGGUCGAUUCGAACCUUUUUUUGGGAGAAAAGCAGCUUUUAGGAGCUUUCUUUUCGUGCCUUGUUGGAAAGAAGCAGCCGUACUGAGAGCCCAGGUCGUUGUUUUUUCCAGCUUAGAAGCCAUGGCGCACCUCCAUUUUUGUGCGCUCUCCUAAUGAGGUUUUUUUUCUUUCGGACCUGUUUUAGUAUUAAUUAUUGCUUUAUUUUUUUGACCAGUUAACAUAUUUGAGGGUUAUUUUAUUUAUUUUUCGUUUUUUAACGGAGGAUUUUGCCUUUAUUUUUAAUUAUUUGGGAUCUGAUAUUUUUCUACUAGUAGAUAGGACUCUUGCUUUGGACAUACUACAUGGAUCAGGUAAGUUCACGAUCAUCGAUGAUAAUUUUAAAGAUUUAUUUGUUAAAGUUUGCCUUGUUUUCUGUAAAUACGAGAAAUUCUUGGAUGACGCAAUAAGAUACAGAGAUUGUUAUUUGUAUCUAGUGUGCUACUUUGAGAAAGUUUCCUUAUUGAUAGUGAUGCUUCCACUGUUCGGUUUAUCCUGUUGUUUUUUCUUUUAAGGAAAAAAUAGAAAUAUUUAGUUUUUUGGUGCUUACCGUUGUUGUGUUAUAACAAUAUCGUUAACAUCGUCAGGACUUUGUUCCUGAUAAUAAAAAGCAUCGAUAGAAGCCGGGACCUUACCUUUCUUUCAACUUUUGACAGUAAAUACCUGGGCACAGGACUUCAAAGCAAACACAGAUUCCCCCUCCCCCUUAAUAUUUAAGAAUUAAAAGAUGAUGAGAAAUAAGGACAAAAGCCAAGAGGAGGACAGUUCGCUACACAGCAAUGCAUCGAGUCACUCAGCCUCUGAAGAAGCUUCGGGUUCAGACUCAGGCAGUCAGUCGGAAAGUGAGCAGGGAAGUGAUCCAGGAAGUGGACAUGGCAGCGAGUCGAAUAGCAGUUCUGAAUCUUCUGAGAGUCAGUCGGAAUCUGAGAGUGAAUCAGCAGGUUCCAAAUCCCAGCCAGUCCUCCCAGAAGCCAAAGAGAAGCCAGCCUCUAAGAAGGAACGGAUAGCUGAUGUGAAGAAGAUGUGGGAAGAAUAUCCUGAUGUUUAUGGGGUCAGGCGGUCAAACCGAAGCAGACAAGAACCUUCGCGAUUUAAUAUUAAGGAAGAGGCAAGUAGCGGGUCUGAGAGUGGGAGCCCAAAAAGAAGAGGCCAGAGGCAGCUGAAAAAACAAGAAAAAUGGAAACAGGAACCCUCAGAAGAUGAACAGGAACAAGGCACCAGUGCAGAGAGUGAGCCAGAACAAAAAAAAGUAAAAGCCAGAAGACCUGUCCCCAGAAGAACAGUGCCCAAACCUCGUGUUAAAAAGCAGCCGAAGACUCAGCGUGGAAAGAGAAAAAAGCAGGAUUCUUCUGAUGAGGAUGAUGAUGAUGAUGAAGCUCCCAAAAGGCAGACUCGUCGAAGAGCGGCUAAAAAUGUUAGUUACAAAGAAGAUGAUGACUUUGAGACUGACUCAGAUGAUCUCAUUGAAAUGACUGGAGAAGGAGUUGAUGAACAGCAGGAUAAUAGUGAAACUAUUGAAAAGGUCUUAGAUUCAAGACUGGGAAAGAAAGGAGCCACUGGAGCUUCUACUACUGUAUAUGCGAUUGAAGCUAAUGGGGACCCUAGUGGUGACUUUGACACUGAAAAGGAUGAAGGUGAAAUCCAGUACCUCAUCAAGUGGAAGGGUUGGUCUUAUAUCCACAGCACAUGGGAGAGUGAAGAAUCCUUACAGCAACAGAAAGUGAAGGGCCUAAAAAAACUAGAGAACUUCAAGAAAAAAGAGGAUGAAAUCAAACAAUGGUUAGGGAAAGUUUCUCCUGAAGAUGUAGAAUAUUUCAAUUGCCAACAGGAGCUGGCUUCAGAGUUGAAUAAACAGUAUCAGAUAGUAGAAAGAGUAAUAGCUGUGAAGACAAGUAAAUCUACAUUGGGUCAAACAGAUUUUCCAGCUCAUAGUCGGAAGCCGGCACCCUCAAAUGAACCUGAAUAUCUAUGUAAAUGGAUGGGACUCCCCUAUUCAGAGUGUAGCUGGGAAGAUGAAGCCCUCAUUGGAAAGAAAUUCCAGAAUUGCAUUGACAGCUUCCACAGUAGGAACAACUCAAAAACCAUCCCAACAAGAGAAUGCAAGGCCCUGAAGCAGAGACCACGAUUUGUAGCUUUAAAGAAACAACCUGCAUAUUUAGGAGGGGAGAAUCUGGAACUUCGAGAUUAUCAGCUAGAAGGUCUAAACUGGCUUGCUCAUUCCUGGUGCAAAAAUAAUAGUGUAAUCCUUGCUGAUGAAAUGGGCCUAGGAAAGACCAUCCAGACCAUAUCGUUCCUCUCCUACCUGUUCCACCAACACCAGCUGUAUGGCCCCUUUCUUAUAGUCGUCCCUUUAUCCACCCUCACCUCAUGGCAGAGAGAGUUUGAAAUCUGGGCACCAGAGAUUAACGUAGUGGUUUACAUAGGUGACCUGAUGAGCAGAAAUACGAUAAGGGAAUAUGAAUGGAUUCAUUCCCAAACCAAAAGAUUGAAGUUCAACGCACUUAUAACAACAUAUGAGAUCCUCUUGAAAGAUAAGACUGUGCUGGGCAGUAUUAACUGGGCCUUUCUGGGAGUGGAUGAAGCCCAUCGGUUGAAGAAUGAUGACUCUUUAUUGUAUAAAACUCUGAUUGAUUUCAAGUCCAACCAUAGGCUCCUGAUUACGGGGACCCCUCUUCAGAAUUCCCUCAAAGAGCUCUGGUCCUUGCUGCACUUUAUUAUGCCGGAGAAGUUUGAAUUUUGGGAAGAUUUUGAAGAAGACCAUGGGAAAGGGAGAGAGAAUGGCUACCAGAGUCUUCAUAAGGUGCUAGAGCCUUUCCUUCUCCGGAGAGUCAAAAAAGAUGUGGAGAAAUCCCUUCCUGCUAAAGUGGAACAGAUUCUCAGGGUGGAGAUGUCAGCCCUUCAGAAACAGUAUUACAAGUGGAUUCUGACCAGGAAUUACAAGGCUCUUGCCAAAGGAACAAGAGGCAGCACAUCUGGUUUUCUUAAUAUUGUGAUGGAACUGAAAAAAUGUUGCAACCACUGCUAUCUGAUUAAACCCCCUGAAGAAAAUGAAAGGGAAAAUGGACAGGAGAUUCUUCUGUCCCUCAUAAGGAGCAGUGGGAAGCUGAUUUUAUUAGACAAACUGUUGACAAGACUUCGAGAAAGGGGGAAUCGAGUGCUUAUCUUCUCUCAGAUGGUGAGAAUGUUGGAUAUCCUGGCUGAAUACCUAACUAUUAAACACUAUCCUUUCCAGCGUCUGGAUGGUUCCAUCAAGGGAGAAAUCCGAAAACAGGCACUGGACCACUUCAAUGCAGAUGGGUCUGAGGACUUCUGUUUCCUGCUCUCGACAAGGGCUGGUGGCCUGGGAAUCAAUUUGGCUUCAGCGGACACAGUCGUCAUCUUUGACUCUGACUGGAACCCCCAGAAUGACUUGCAGGCACAAGCCCGAGCGCAUAGAAUUGGUCAGAAGAAGCAGGUAAAUAUUUACCGCUUAGUUACAAAGGGGACUGUGGAGGAGGAGAUUAUAGAACGGGCCAAAAAGAAGAUGGUAUUAGAUCAUCUGGUGAUUCAGCGCAUGGACACCACUGGCCGGACGAUCCUGGAAAACAACUCGGGAAGGUCCAAUUCAAAUCCUUUUAAUAAAGAAGAGCUGACAGCUAUUUUGAAAUUUGGAGCAGAGGAUCUCUUCAAAGAACUGGAAGGGGAGGAAUCAGAACCUCAGGAAAUGGAUAUAGAUGAAAUUUUGCGGUUGGCUGAAACGAGAGAGAAUGAAGUGUCAACAAGUGCAACAGAUGAACUUCUAUCACAGUUUAAGGUUGCCAACUUUGCAACAAUGGAAGAUGAAGAAGAGCUGGAAGAGCGUCCUCACAAGGACUGGGAUGAGAUCAUUCCAGAGGAACAAAGGAAAAAAGUAGAGGAGGAGGAGCGGCAGAAGGAGCUAGAAGAAAUUUAUAUGCUGCCUCGAAUUCGGAGUUCCACUAAAAAGGCUCAGACAAAUGACAGUGACUCUGACACUGAGUCUAAGAGACAGGCCCAGAGAUCCUCUGCUUCUGAGAGUGAGACGGAAGACUCUGAUGAUGACAAGAAGCCAAAGCGCAGAGGGCGUCCCAGGAGUGUGCGGAAGGACCUCGUGGAGGGAUUUACUGAUGCAGAGAUCCGAAGGUUCAUCAAGGCUUAUAAGAAGUUUGGUCUCCCUCUUGAACGGCUGGAGUGCAUAGCACGUGAUGCUGAGCUGGUCGAUAAGUCGGUGGCAGAUCUGAAGCGCCUAGGUGAACUGAUCCACAACAGCUGUGUGUCAGCAAUGCAGGAAUAUGAAGAGCAGCUGAAAGAAAAUGCCAGUGAGGGAAAAGGACCAGGGAAAAGGAGAGGUCCAACAAUCAAGAUAUCCGGAGUUCAGGUUAAUGUGAAAUCCAUUAUCCAACAUGAAGAGGAGUUUGAGAUGCUGCAUAAAUCUAUCCCUGUGGACCCUGAAGAAAAAAAAAAAUACUGCUUAACCUGUCGUGUCAAAGCUGCACAUUUUGAUGUAGAGUGGGGGGUGGAAGAUGAUUCUCGCCUGUUGCUGGGAAUUUAUGAACAUGGCUAUGGAAACUGGGAGUUAAUUAAAACAGACCCAGAGCUUAAAUUAACUGACAAAAUUCUGCCGGUGGAGACAGAUAAAAAGCCUCAGGGGAAGCAGCUACAGACCCGAGCGGAUUACUUGUUGAAGCUGCUCAGAAAGGGUCUGGAGAAGAAGGGGGCUGUGACAGGUGGGGAAGAGGCCAAAUUAAAGAAGCGGAAGCCUCGGGUAAAGAAGGAAAACAAAGUGCCCAGGCUGAAAGAGGAGCAUGGAAUUGAGCUUUCAUCUCCUAGGCAUUCAGAUAAUCCAUCAGAAGAGGGAGAAGUGAAAGAUGAUGGCUUGGAAAAAAGUCCAAUGAAAAAAAAACAGAAGAAGAAGGAGAACAAGGAGAACAAGGAGAAACAAAUGAGUUCUAGGAAAGACAAAGAAGGGGACAAGGAAAGAAAGAAGUCAAAAGAUAAGAAAGAGAAGCCUAAAAGUGGUGAUGCCAAAUCUUCGAGUAAAUCAAAGCGAUCUCAGGGUCCUGUCCAUAUUACAGCAGGAAGUGAACCUGUCCCCAUUGGAGAGGAUGAGGAUGAUGAUCUGGACCAGGAGACAUUCAGCAUAUGUAAGGAGAGGAUGAGGCCCGUGAAAAAGGCACUGAAACAGCUCGACAAACCUGACAAGGGGCUCAACGUGCAAGAACAGCUGGAACACACCCGGAACUGCCUACUGAAAAUUGGAGACCGGAUAGCCGAGUGCCUUAAAGCCUACUCAGAUCAGGAGCACAUCAAACUCUGGAGGAGGAACCUAUGGAUUUUUGUUUCCAAGUUUACAGAAUUUGAUGCUCGAAAACUGCAUAAGUUAUACAAGAUGGCUCAUAAGAAAAGGUCUCAAGAAGAGGAGGAGCAAAAGAAGAAAGAUGACAUGCCUGGGGGUAAGAAACCAUUUCGUCCAGAGGCCUCAGGCUCCAGCCGGGAUUCUCUGAUCUCUCAGUCCCAUACCUCACACAACCUUCACCCUCAGAAGCCUCAUUUGCCUGCCUCCCAUGGCCCACAGAUGCAUGGACACCCAAGAGAUAACUACAGUCACCCCAACAAGAGACACUUCAGUAAUGCAGAUCGAGGAGACUGGCAGAGGGAAAGAAAGUUCAACUAUGGUGGUGGCAACAACAAUCCACCAUGGGGAAGCGACAGGCACCAUCAGUAUGAGCAGCACUGGUACAAGGACCACCAUUAUGGGGACCGGCGACAUAUGGAUGCCCACCGUUCCGGAAGCUAUCGACCCAACAACAUGUCCAGAAAGAGGCCUUAUGACCAGUACAGCAGUGACCGAGACCACCGGGGACACAGAGAUUAUUAUGAUAGGCACCAUCAUGACUCCAAGCGGAGGAGAUCCGAUGAAUUUAGGCCUCAAAAUUACCACCAGCAGGAUUUCCGACGAAUGUCUGAUCACCGCCCCCCUAUGGGCUACCAUGGCCAGGGACCCUCAGACCAUUACCGCUCUUUCCACACAGAUAAACUGGGGGAAUAUAAACAGCCUCUACCCCCAUUGCACCCUGCAGUCUCAGAUCCUCGCUCACCCCCUUCUCAGAAAUCUCCUCACGAUUCCAAGUCACCCCUGGAUCAUAGGUCUCCUUUGGAGAGAUCACUAGAACAGAAAAACAACCCAGAUUAUAACUGGAAUGUUCGGAAAACAUAAAGGACAGCUCGUCAAGGAGAGAGUAAGAGUCACCAAACACGUGGAUAUUUUUGGUCUGAUCCUACAGUAGCCAGUUAUCUAGACCAGUAAGUGGAGUUUCGGACAUGCUGCUGCUGUCAACUCACUGGCUGAAGGAGCACUUCAAGGAAUGGGAGGCCUUUCACUGGGUCCAGCUCUGAUUCGGGUCACCCCUCCUGCACUUUGGCACCCCAUCCCAUUCCAGCCUAGUUCUGGCCUCCCACUUUGACGGGCACUUGGAGGAGGAGCUGACUUUGUGUGUACCAGUUUCACUGGGAUGUGUUUCCCCAGUCAAGGAACAGGGGAUCUUCAGAGUCAUGAAUGUUUUUUGCCAGGGUCAGUGUUCCCAGGACCUUAGUGCAUGGUCAGGGCAGGAACUGGUGCAUGGAGGCUGCUGGGACCUGAUGUUACAGUGUGUGAUUUGGUUGAUUUGGUUCACUCUGACAUGAUGGAUGCUGCUGAUGGGGAGUGGCGAGUUGGGGCAAGCGGGUGGGGACAAGCAUAGGACUUGAAGGGGAGCAGGUACACCCCUCAAAUGUGUUCUUGGGAGAAAUGAUACACUUGGCCUCAUUAUGUGAAACCAAUGGGUGGGGUUGAGGUGGGGAAGUAGAGAGAGGGCAACAGCUUCCACAACUGCUUCAUCUCUGCCAACACUAAUUUUUCCCACACUGUCUUUGUACAUUUCAGAGGUUUGGUCUCCUGAGUGGGCCUCCUUUUCCCACUGUGCCAGGAAAAGUAGGUUGCUCUGGCUGACUUUUGAGUACUGUGAGUUAGGCAACAUUGAUGCCAGCAUGGGUCUUACUUGACUGGGGAGUAGGCUGAGUGAGGGGUAGGGUGGGGUAGGUGGGGAGUAGUGUGGCCAGGGAACUGGAAUCCCUGGUGGAUUUCUGAUUGCUAUGCUGAGAAGGAAAGCUACAGGACCUGGAGAAAGGGAUGCAGAGGCAGGCCUGCUGACCAACUUGUUGCAAUCACAAAGGUGGGGGUCCUGGUGCAGGCGGUGAACGGGCUUCUAAUGUGGGGUUCAGUAGUGCCAGCAAGUGGGGGAAACUUUCAGUAUUGGGCUAGGUCAACACUUCCUGCUGCAUUUCCUUCCCUUUGCACAGCUUGAAGAAAUAGAUUGGACAGAAUCACACAUCAUGUGGUGGGCAGAUGGAAAUAAGUACCUGUGGUGAACAAGUUUCUACUGUAGUUGGAGAUCACUAGAAUUGAAUUCAGUUUCUCUUAGAAUAUAAUCAGGUAUAAACCUAAGUUAAACUCUCUCCCAAACAGGGAGCAUCCAAAGACACAGUGACUUGAGCUAUAGAUAGUAAAAAUCGUACUAGAGUUGAACUGAGUUGGGUUUAGGAAGCAAGUUGGUUGCAUCAAUUAAGCAGGCUCUUUUCAAUUGACUGAUGCUGGGGCCUUCAGUUUUAUUCUCAGUAUAGCUUGCUAGUAUUGUUAGAGUAUCCAAAGGCCUUUCUAGAUGGAGACAGAAUAACUGACUUGAACAUACAGUGUGCCUGUAAGUGUCCAGGCUCAGAGCUGGUGAAAACCCUUCUGUUGGGCGUGUGCAGGGUUAAACUCCCUGAAGUAACUUGUGAGGACUUCAGUGCUUGCUGGUGUCCUGGGCAGCACCAUGAAUGCCUUUAGCAAGACAUGCCGAGUUGGAUCCCCCGAAUGAAGCAGAUGUAGCUGUGGUGUGACCCUUGCUCCCUGCUACACAGAGCAUCGCAGCGCUGGCCUGUGUGGUUUCCAGAUGAGGGUCUGGGUCCCAGAAGCUUGUGUUGAGCGCUCGGUAGACCCACCCCCCUUACUGAACCCUCAUAGUUCUUGGGGUUGUUCAGCCUGGACUUGUAGCAUACAUGUCCUGAAGCAAAGCUCUGGUGACUGCAUGAGCCACCUGGCCACAGUCCUCCCAUGGAGGGCCUGCUGUGACGCUCAGUGGAGAGGGCAGGACAUGUGUCUCCACUUAGGCCACACAGUGAUAAGGAAACCACAGAUGGAGCUUCUUGCUGAUAAUAUUGACUCUAGCCCACGUUUGCCUUGCCCAAGCCAAAGAGGAAGGUUAGGUUGGCUUGUCAAGCCCUUGAGCGAUGGGAGAUGGGGUGGGAAGGAGGUGAGCCCCUGCAGAGAGUUGGGUAGUGUCCUUCAGGAACGAAAGGAGGGGCAAAGGAGUCACCAGAGGCCCUGCAUUUCCAUCAGGGUUUCCACAGUCAUCAGGGCUUCUCCCUUGAGUUGCUGAUAGGAGAUGUGAGUUAUGCCCAAAGAUGUCUCACCAUGAGGAAAAAGAAACUUCCUUUGGUUCACAUUCAGGACUCUUAGUGCCAUAUGAAGUAGCAAAAGGCAGUAUCGGCCAGAUCAGUGUUACAUUGAUGCUAAAAUUACAGUGUCCCCAUUAGACAACUAUUUUAGGUGCUGGAGUAUGUUUGAAGAGUGCGUUGGGAAAAAGGAAGCAUUUCUUCAUUGAUUUAAAUCAGUAUGAAUAUUAUAUGCCUAAAUAAAAAAUUUGCACAGGUAAAUUCUCUCACUUGUGAAUGGGAGAAGCUGCCCCAGGAAUCUGUGAGGAUGGCAUUCCCUGGAGCCUGGCUUUGAAAGAUUUUAUCGUUGGUAGAAAUAACGGGUUGAGGAAGAGGGAGUUAGCAUCACCUAAAACCUGCACGUGAACAAGGGUUGACAUGAUACACUAUGGCCUUUAGAAAAGGGCCAGGUGAAACCCCAAGCUAAUCACUGCGGUCUUUCAGAGCCGGACAGACAGGUGCCAGCAGAGCCCGGGGCUCGCUCUCCUUUCAGUCAUUCCUCAGCCCUUCGAAGGGAAGCCCCAAACACUUUGCACACUGUGCCGCAGACAUUCUGGCCUGGUGUGUCUGAAAGUUGCAUCAGUCCUCACGGUGCAAACACAGUUUAUUUAGGAAGUCACACAAUGACACUGAAAUCCUACAGACCAAAAUCCACUUGUCAGCAGGAGCAGCAGCCCAGGCCCAGCACCAGCGGUCUUCCGGCUCCUCUGAGGGCUGCCACGUUGGGCGAGGGGAGCCAUGCCAAGGGUCCAGGCUGCUUUAGGCCACCUGUGCCCCACUCAUCUGGGGACAGAUGGUUUUUCUUUAUUGUAAAAUUGUGGACUUUUAAAACCUGUUGACUAAACAGUAAUUAAUUUAUAUUUGUGAAAAAUGCCACUGUCCUAGUGAUUUCUGAUGUAAAUAAUGUUGUUUAUAUAGUAUGUAUUAAAUUUUCCUACAUUGUAAAACUGCUGUACUUUUGAUUCUUGUAUAUUAAAAAGUGUUCCUGAGGAUUUUUAGAA